CCUCUCCCCCUCUGAAAUCCUAACUCAGUGGUCAUGAAAGCCCUUAAAUGCCACCUCUUCCAGGAAGCCAUCCCUGAGGCCAGACACAGUGAAUGACACGGCUUUCUCAUCCAGGUGUAACUCUGAUCACCAUCAGGUACCUCUCACAUGCUGAACACCCCAGUAUAGCCCCACUGGCCUUGCUGUUCCUCAGACAGAAUUCCCAGUAAGACUGCACAGAAGACCCCUUGACUGUGGCAAUGGAGGGGGGCUCAGCGGUGUGCUGCCAGGACCCUCGGGCAGAGUUGGUGGAACGAGUGGCAGCCAUCGAUGUGACCCACUUGGAGGAGGCAGAUGGCGGCCCAGAGCCCAACAGAAAUUGUGUGGAACCCCCGCCACGGGCCAGGGCUGCCUCCAUGAUCCCCGGCAGUGCUUCAAGACUCCCCCUAGCCCGGCCCAGCCUCUCAACUAGGAAGUUAUCCCUCCAGGAGCGACCAGCAGGAAGCUGCCUGGAGGCCCAGGCUGAGCCUUACACCACAGGGCCUGUCAGCCACAUCUCCCCACGGGCCUGGCGGAGGCCCACCAUCGAGUCCCACCACGUGGCCAUCUCGGACGCAGAGGACUGUGUGCAGUUGAACCAAUACAAGCUGCAGAGUGAGAUUGGCAAGGGCGCCUACGGCGUGGUGAGGCUGGCCUACAACGAAAGUGAAGACAGGCACUAUGCAAUGAAAGUUCUUUCCAAAAAGAAGUUAUUGAAGCAGUAUGGCUUUCCACGUCGCCCUCCCCCGAGAGGGUCCCAGGCUGCCCAGGGAGGACCAGCUAAGCAGCUGCUGCCCCUGGAACGGGUGUACCAGGAGAUCGCCAUCCUGAAGAAGCUGGACCACGUGAAUGUGGUCAAGCUGAUCGAGGUCCUGGAUGACCCAGCUGAGGACAAUCUCUAUUUGGUGUUUGACCUCCUGAGAAAGGGGCCGGUCAUGGAGGUGCCCUGCGACAAGCCCUUCCCCGAGGAACAAGCUCGCCUCUACCUGAGGGACAUCAUCCUGGGCCUUGAGUACUUGCACUGCCAGAAGAUAAUCCACAGGGACAUCAAGCCGUCCAACCUGCUCCUCGGGGACGACGGCCACGUGAAGAUCGCCGACUUCGGCGUCAGCAACCAGUUUGAGGGGAACGAUGCUCAGCUGUCCAGCACGGCCGGCACCCCAGCAUUCAUGGCCCCCGAGGCCAUUUCUGAUUCUGGCCAGAGCUUCAGUGGGAAGGCCUUGGACGUGUGGGCCACUGGGGUCACGCUGUACUGCUUUGUCUAUGGGAAGUGCCCAUUCAUUGAUGAUUACAUCCUGGCCCUGCACAGGAAGAUCAAGAACGAGGACGUGGUAUUUCCUGAGGAGCCAAAGGUCAGCGAGGAACUAAAGGACCUAAUCCUGAAGAUGCUAGACAAGAAUCCCGAAAGGAGAAUUGGGGUGCCAGACAUCAAGUUGCACCCGUGGGUGACCAAGAAUGGGGAAGAGCCCCUUCCCUCGGAGGAGGAGCACUGCAGCGUGGUGGAGGUGACCGAGGAGGAGGUGAAGAACUCGGUCAAGCUCAUCCCCAGCUGGACCACGGUGAUCCUGGUGAAGUCUAUGCUGAGAAAGCGUUCCUUUGGGAACCCGUUUGAGCCCCAAGCACGGAAGGAAGAGCGAUCCAUGUCUGUUCCAGGAAACUUACUGUUGAAAGACGGGUGUGGUGAAGGUGUCAAGAGCCCGGAGCUCCCCGGUGUCCAAGAAGAUGAGGCUGCGUCCUGAGCCCCUGCAUGCGCCCAGGGCCACCCAGCAGCACGCUCAUCCUGCGCCUCCGAAGGCCCAUUGCACUCAUGCUGACAGCCGCCCCUGCGGGCAGGGGGCUGGAGACCGGGGACCCUCUCCUGGCUCCCCAUCCCCUUUCAUGCUGCAUGACCUCUGCGCGUGUCCAGAGACAGGAUUAGAAUGUGUGUCAUCUGGGGUUUGGUGGGCAGAGUUCCCUCAAGGCCUUUCUCCUCGUCCUGGCUCUCCCUGGUGGCACCUGUGCUGUGGGGAAGGGAGGUACUCGUGGUGCCUUAGAAACCCCACUUGGCUCGUCGGCAAGGCUCAGAGACAGGAGGCAAGAAACCAAGAUGGCAAGUGGAAGCCUGGCUUACCACCACUGCAGAGACCUCCCGCUGGGGCUGGACUGGCCGGGCUCAGCUGCCUCGUGCACAUGGAGGGGUGUACCCUGUCCACCUCAGGGGGUGCUGCCAGAGCUCAUGUUUGCUGAGGACACUGGUAUGGAGUCUCUGAGUCCUGGAUGGGUGUUCCGGGGCCUCACUGGGGCAGGGGCCAGUAUUGGAGAAUUCAGAUUCAUGUUUUGUUGUCUUUUAUUUUUGUUUUUAACAUGUGGGAAGAGGGUACAAAGACCUGAUUGGACAUAUCAAAUGACCUCUCUAAAACUUUGGGCGGUUCCUAGCGCAACCCACCGUUAUUUGCAGCCAGGUGAGCUGAACUGACCUUGCUGGAUUGUGUUCCACACUCCGCACUCCCCAGAGAGCGGGCUGAAUUAAAGCGCUAGCAGAGACCUGAACCAGGAGCACAUCUUCCCCGCCCACACCACUCCCUCCCUUUGUGGCUUCUUGAGCCCUGGCUGCAGAAGAGACGCCAGGGGCCGACAUUGACCAAGGACCCUGGACUCACAGGGCUGUGGCCUUGCAGAUGCUGAUGUAACUGGAAUCCAAUCUCCAAUCCUACACUGGCCUCUCCAUCUGGCCCCAGAAGCUACCCUCACAUUCCUACGAUGAAGGACGAACUGCCCAGGCUGGAGGCCACCCUAGAUUUGAAGCCUUGGUGGGUGCGCGUACUGGCAGGCUGCCGUGGAGGGCUGGGCCUUCCGCCACUGCCUCACCCCCAGGACAGUCGCCAUUCAGCCUGCCCAGAGCUGGAGCCCUGGAGUGUGUGUGCACUUGGCCAGGCUGGAGCAGACAUCAUCUUCUCUCUGGGAUCACUUGAUGGCUUUGUGUCACUGACCACAUGCUCAGGAGAUUGGCCCCCAAAGGAAAGGAAAGCAGAACUCAGAUACCUCCCCUGAAAACGUGGGCCAGACAAGGGACUGCAGUUGCUGGCAUGGGUUUCAUAUCGCAGGAGGACUUGUGUUGAGAAGGAGAGGGAGGCUGGGCUGGAGGAGUGCCCGCGUCCUGUGCAUCUCUGUGCCUGUGGGUGUCCGUUGCGCCUCCGCGCUCAUACGCAUGUGCACGCCCAUCUGCACAGCACACUCGCAUGUCUUACACUAGCACAUGCAUCUGUAAUAUAGUUUCUAUGUCUAUUUAAGGCUCUGAGCAGAAUGUGGCCCAUUGUCGAUGGGUCCACAUUUCUCCCUGGCUCAUCUCUACUGAGGCAUUGUAACCCAGGGCUUAAAAAAAUAAUUCAGUACUGUUUUUAAGAACACUUUUAUAGAGUUCACGGUAGGCCAGUCACAGAUCUGAAAGUUUGUGUGUUUUGUUUUGUUUUGUUUAGCAUCUCUGCACUGGGGCCUGGUGGGUGGGGUUUCAAGGGGAGACAUUCUUUGAGCAAAGCUCAAAGGUGAGCCUGGCUUCAUUCCCCAGGUUGCCGCUGGAUGAGGUGCUUACCCCUCACUGAGGGUUUUGGUCGGCAUCAUUGUGUUUGAAUGUAGCACAAGUGAUGAACAGACUCCAUAAGAGUGUUUUAAAAAUUAACUUCUCAGGAAGUGAG
Molossus molossus (Pallas's mastiff bat) is the source of this 3689-nucleotide messenger RNA. RefSeq names its product calcium/calmodulin dependent protein kinase kinase 1 (gene CAMKK1). Gene Ontology annotation, molecular function: protein kinase activity; ATP binding. Gene Ontology annotation, biological process: activation of protein kinase activity; CAMKK-AMPK signaling cascade; protein phosphorylation. Bases 240 to 1757 code for a protein of 505 amino acids. The transcript is spliced from 16 exons. NCBI's taxonomy places the organism in Eukaryota, Metazoa, Chordata, Mammalia, Chiroptera, Molossidae. The record is from RefSeq and is a predicted model, not a curated record.